ACCGCCCUCGCAAACGUUUGCUACUCAAUGCGCAAUGAGUUUCCAAAACAUCAGCGCUGGGCCAGGGGCAACACAGAUCAUCCAAGUGAAGGUUGAAGAUCUACAGCCGGGCUUUUUCAAGACCUCAAACGAAUUAUUCAAAAAACAUCAACCCUGAGCGCGUGCCAGAGACAUGCGUCUGGUUCUUUGAACAUGCGACAUUUCAAACGUGGAGGGAUAGCACUGGUGACAACCUUCUUUGGCUCACAGCUGAUCCGGGCCGUGGCAAGAUCUGACAAUUUGUGCUACUUUUUCUUCUUCAAAGACAACGACGAGCAAAACAACACUGCGAUAGCGUUAUGUGCGCUACUUCAUCAGUUUUUCUGGGCGCACAACGGCCUCCUCCAAAAGCACGUUGCUCCAGCUGUCAAGAAGUGUAGAGUUGUCCUGAAGAAUGAGUUUGAAGAACUAUGGCGGAUUCUCAUUUCGGUUAUGCCAGACCCGUCUGCUGGGAAUGUUAUCUGCAUCCUAGAUGCGCUCGACGAAUGCCGGCAGCCCGAUCAGGAUAAACUCAUUACGUACCUGAAGCGCUUCUAUAGCCGUCUCUCCCACAAGCCCACGCGAAGUUCCAAGCUGAAGUUCCUCGUGACUAGUCGUCCGUACAGUGAAAUCGAGCGUGAAUUCUCCGGCUUAACGCUUGACGUGCCGACUAUUCGGCUGGCGGGGGAAGAAGAGUCAGACAAAAUCAGCCAUGAAAUCGGCAUCGUUAUUGGGGCAAAGGUCAAGGAGAUCGGGAAGAAGCGGAAGCUAGCCGAAGACGUGCAAUUUUCUCUGCAAAGGCGACUAUGCGAAAUCCCUAAUAGGACCUACGUCUGGCUGAACUUGACCUUAAAUGAAGUUGAAAAAGGAAUGGGAAAGACGCAGAAGAAAUUGCUCAAGGUUAUCGACACAUUGCCAAGGACAGUUGAGGAAGCAUAUGAGAAAAUACUGGGAGAAUUCAUGCAGGAACAGGCGCGAACAGUGUUGCAGAUCAUUGUUGCAGCCCGGCGCCUACUGACGUUGAGCGAAAUUGAUGUGGCUUUAGAGAUCGAACCGGAAUCAACAUCCUACGAGGAUCUCGACCUUGAAGGCGAAGAGAGCAGGAAGGAGUGGAUCCGUGAUUGCUGUGGGCUGUUCAUCAGCGUCGUAUACUCCCGCGUCUAUCUGAUUCAUCAGACAGCAAAAGAGUUCCUCGUCCGGAAGAGCAACGAAUCGCCCGGACCGCAGGGAUGGCAUCACUCUGUUGAUCUCCACGAUGCGCUUCGGGUACUCUCUGGAAAGUGCAUUACCUAUCUAAAUCUCCGCGAGGUUCGACAGAUUCAAGUCCCAACUUAGGAAGCAUCUUCCCUCUGGCGCAAGCGAUUUCUUGCGACACCGAAGAGUGACCAUGCGUUCUUUGAUUACUCAGCAACCUAUUAGAUAUCUCAUGUGUAGGAACUUGAUUUCGAUAGCCCCUCCUGGGUUUCG
Mytilinidion resinicola is the source of this 1485-nucleotide messenger RNA. RefSeq lists its product as uncharacterized. Lineage: Eukaryota; Fungi; Ascomycota; Dothideomycetes; Mytilinidiales; Mytilinidiaceae. The record is from RefSeq and is a predicted model, not a curated record. Bases 193 to 1353 code for a protein of 386 amino acids. The transcript has 3 exons.